Molecule: messenger RNA, 902 nt
Organism: Cryptomeria japonica (Japanese cedar)
Lineage: Eukaryota; Viridiplantae; Streptophyta; Pinopsida; Cupressales; Cupressaceae
Product: putative xyloglucan endotransglucosylase/hydrolase protein 13
Exons: 4
Coding region: 21-902 (293 amino acids)
Biological process (GO): cell wall biogenesis; xyloglucan metabolic process
Cellular component (GO): cell wall; apoplast
Molecular function (GO): hydrolase activity, hydrolyzing O-glycosyl compounds; xyloglucan:xyloglucosyl transferase activity
Source: RefSeq, a predicted model, not a curated record
UUCAUACCUAGUCAAGAGCUAUGGCUUAUUCCAGGUGUAUUGUGUUGCUUCUCAUUUGUGCUGUAGCUCCCAUGGUUUACAGUAACUUCUAUCAGGAUAUAGAUGUGUUCUGGGGCGAAGAUCAUGUCUACAUACUCAACAAUGGCCAGGACUUACAGCUUACUCUCGAUGAAUCUUCUGGUUCGGGAAUCCAGUCAAAGCAGGAGUUUCUGUUUGGGAAAUUUGAUAUGCGUAUGAAGUUAGCAGGUGGAGAUUCUGCAGGCACAGUUACUACAUUUUAUUUCCAUUCCGGAGGAGACGUGCAUGAUGAGAUAGAUUUUGAAUUCCUGGGAAACAGUUCAGGGCAACCAUACAUCCUGCACACUAAUAUCUUUGUCGGAGGUGUAGGUGGCAGAGAGCAACGAUUUUAUUUAUGGUUUGAUCCUACUGCUGACUACAAUACAUACACAGUCAUCUGGAAUCCCUCUCAGAUCCUGUUACUGGUAGAUGGAAUUCCUAUCAGAGUGUUUGGCAACUUUGAAGGAGCAGGUGUGCCAUAUCCUAAUGAGAAGCCGAUGAGAAUGUUUUCAAGCUUGUAUAAUGGAGAUCAGUGGGCAACACAAGGAGGCAGAGUGAAAAUUGACUUUUCCCAUGCACCAUUUGUGGCCUCCUUCUCCAAUAUCACACUUGAAGGCUGUGUGUGGAAUGUGGGGGACUUUAAUGGCAGCCUUGCUUUGUGUACCUCCCCUACCCAGGGAAAUCACUGGUGGGAUGGACCAGAGUUUAGCAGUUUGAACUAUGCCCAGCAGGGACAGUUGAAGUGGGUUCGUGAUAAUUAUCUUCUUUAUGAUUAUUGUGAUGAUCUACCCAGAUUCAAUUACACUCAGCUUCCUGCUGAAUGUUCAUUCCAAGUGCAAUACUGA